AUGCUGCAUGUUAGAAAAGUCAAUUUAUUCGCUGAACGUAAACGCGUUUUAUCAAUUAUUGAAUAUGAGAAUGUUAUAGCAUUAUAUACUGGAAACCAAGUCCAACGAAAAAAUAUAAAGCCGUCGACUUCAGGCAUGACUAUCGAGUACACAUUCAUCUUUGCAUUAGGUCAUGCUGAUGCAUUAUCGCGUCUAAUGAACAACCACAAACUUGAAAACGACGAUACUGCCAUUUGUUCUAAAUCAUUUGAAGAAGAUUGCUCAGCAACCUCCAUCAGUGGACGAUACCCUUGGAUUGUUGCCGUUUUUUGUAACAGGAUGAAUAAGGUUAUGUACAAUCCAGGACGUAUUCAACUGUUCAAUCUACUGAACGGAAUAUUAUGCGUUUAUAAAUCACCUGGGUUGAAUGUUGAAAAAUUAACCAGAAAUGUGAAAUGCUCAUUGGCAGAUGCUUUUAACUCACUUCCAGCUGAGAAACAGUCGAUCAGAACGAUCAUUCAGACAUCCGGUGAUGUCAACUGUACUCUACCAAAAAUAAUUACAGAACCUGAUAUUGUUGAUAGUGAUCUUGUAUUGGGUAAACGUUUUCUUCCAGGAGAUAUUAUGUUAUAUCCUAUUGAUCCCCUUAGUGAUUUUAUGUCUGGUGUACAAGUCUAUGGUAUUGGAGAAGAUGGUAUUUACAAUUAUGCUGAUAAGUUCGAACAAUCUUCUUGGCUUAAAACCUAUCACUUAACAUGCAUGAUGGGACGUGCAUCAACCGAUGGAACAGCCAGUAGUACAACAUUACUAAGAGCUUCAUGGAGACAUGUUCAAAAAUGCAAAAUAGAUCAGGUUCUUGUUGGACUACAAGCUCAAUUCAAUGCUUCUGGAUUAUUACAAGCAGGACUUCGUCCUAAUUCACAAAACGCAUAUCUAGCACUGUGUGGUCGUAGAGCUGGCAGUGAUCUUCGUCCGGUAAAACCCACACACGGCGUAGAAGAUUAUGAAGGAGAGGAACAGUUACUUUCACCAUGGGAACGUCCAAUGCCAGAUGAAAAUCGAAAUCCCGAAACACUACCUAAUCGUAAGUAUGAGUGGGAAGAAGAAAGAAGGCAAAUGGCACCUUAUGUAAAUGCGAUGUGUUGUGUGGAUUUUGAUCCUCCGUUUUUUACAAUUGAAAUUCAAGUUACACAUGAAACAUUGAAAUUUUUCAUUGAUUUAGUUGCUAAUCUUGGUCCAAAAUUACGUACAGCUACUUUAUUAUCAAAAGUUAGACGAGUUAGACAUGGACCAAUCACAGCGGAAAAUUCAUUACUUAUGAAACAUUUACAUAAUAUACCUAUUGAAUUUUAUCAUGAAUUUAUUCAAUGUAUCAAUGAUCUAUUAAUACAAUAUAAAAAACAUGAUAAAAAUUUAUCUAUACCAUUAGAAAUAGAUUUUAUAGAAGAUUUGAACUUAUUAAAACAUUUAAUGAAUCGUACACAAGGUAAAUAUGGUUAUCAUGUAUUUGAGAAUUUGUUUCAAUGUAAUCAAUUAUAUUCAAUAGGAUAUGAAUGUACUAAACAAUAUAAAUAUCGUAUGAUUCCAAUAAAUUCUUAA
Molecule: messenger RNA, 1578 nt
Organism: Schistosoma curassoni
Lineage: Eukaryota; Metazoa; Platyhelminthes; Trematoda; Strigeidida; Schistosomatidae
Source: the annotation of a GenBank genome assembly